AUGGCCAACCAAUACACCCACAGACUAAACCAACUAGUCUCCCUAGUCGAAGAAGAAGGCUGGUCCGACUUCGGCUUCCUCCUCUUCCGCACAAGCUACAACGACGAGAACCUCUGGUCAACCUUCCUCGAAUACAAAGACCAAAUCCUGUCCUCAGCUAUCCAAAACGCACCCCCAGAAUCAGGACUAUCCCAUAUCACGGACAAAAUGUACCUAAAGCAGGUAUCCAACGAAGCAUUGAGGGAUAUCACACCCGAACAAGUCGCAAUCGCAUAUCGCAGCUUGGAAGAUGGCGCAGUUGAUGGAGAUGGGAAUUCGGAGGAUAGGAUUGAACCGGGUCUGAGGACUAGUGUUUGUCUUAUGGUCGAUGAGGAGUGUAUGCGGUCUGUUGUUGGGUGGGUGGAGGGCGGGUUGGGGACUGUGCCGUUUGUGAAGGCUGUGGAUGUUUUGUUGGGGGAGGAGGAGGUAGGGUAUUCGGGGGUGUUUAGGGUUGCGAUUUCGUCGUUGUUUACGGAGUUUUAUCUUGAGCAAUUGGAGUGUGGUGAGACGGUGGAGUUGGCGCCGGAGGGGGAUGGGGUUUGGAGGGGUCUGUCUAAGAAUUAA
Penicillium cataractarum is the source of this 603-nucleotide messenger RNA. RefSeq lists its product as uncharacterized. Bases 1 to 603 code for a protein of 200 amino acids. The transcript has a single exon. NCBI's taxonomy places the organism in Eukaryota, Fungi, Ascomycota, Eurotiomycetes, Eurotiales, Aspergillaceae. The record is from RefSeq and is a predicted model, not a curated record.